CUCGCACGCAUCAGUGGUAGUAUAAGGAAGACAGAGAGAAUUAUUACGGUGGUGGUAGGUAGUGUAGGAAGUAAACAGGAGGAAGAAAAAUAAUAAACAAAGUUCGCCAUCGCUUUGGAAUGUGAAUUCACAAUUAAUUAGAUAGCAAAUCGAAAAUAGUUCUCGUGGAAUUUAAUUGUAUUUUUAAAUCGUUUACGAUUAGCAGGAAAAGGUAUCAGUCAGUUGUGAUAAUAAAUCCAACUCGGUUGAAAAUCAAAAUCUCAGUUCGGAGUGACUUAGGCUACCAAUCAGGUGGAUUUGCAGUCAAAGUAAAGUCGAUCGUAAGUAGUACCAGUGAGAAAUUAUCUAAACUAGGAAAGCAAAAUUUAGUAAUUAUACUUGAGUAGCAGUUCCACGGAAAAGUCGCUGACAAAAGUAGGGUAGUUGAACCAUACUUCAACACCCAAAUAUAAGGAAUCGAGGAGCAUUGGUACAGUGGGAGAAACCAGUUUAUUUUUCAGCAUUGCUGAAAACAAAUCAGCUGCUUCGGAAAAACUUGGUUUCCCUAUCGGGAACAAACUGAAAAAUAAACUGAAAUAAGUAGUGUUCAGUGAGUUUGUAGUGCCUGCAACAUGCAAUCCGGUUCCGAAUCCGUGAAGGACAAAACGGUCCUAAAUCUCACGGAAACGCCAUGCGAAAUAUGUGGUCCGUCAACGCAUGAUGAGGAAAUGGUAGGGUGUGACGGUUGUUCGGGAUGGUUCCAUUCCCGUUGCGUAGGCAUCGCCGAGGGCAAUUUUCCGAAAAAGUGGUUUUGCCCAAGCGACGCCUGUCAGGAGAUGGCCAAGGAGUCUCAGAAGAAGAAGACCGUCAAGAAGCAUCAGACCCGUAGCCAGAGAGAAGCCGAUGAAUCCGACAAAUCCAGCAAGAAUGCCUAUUUAGCUGUCUCUAGUGUGGAAGCAAAGGUGCGUGCACUAGAGGAGCGACAGAAGCAGCAGAUGGAGGAGCUGGAGGUUGAAAUGCAGCUGCGGAAGAAGAAGAAGGAGAUGCAGCGUGCUCUGGAGCGGAAGAAGGCGGAGAUGGAGCUGCAAAUGCAUGCCGAAGAAGAAGAAGAGCAGAGGGCCUGGCAAGCCGAGAUGCUUCAGAAGAAGAAGGAGCAGAUGGAUCGGAUGAAAGCAAGUCAGAAGUCAUUCGAGAGGCAAAUGGCGGCCAUGGACAAGGAGAUGGCAGAUCUUUCGGCUUCCAAGGUGCCCAAGACGUCGUCGAAAUAUGUUGGUGACGAUCUACGAGCGGGAACUUCCAGCAAAACUCAACAAAAUGUGUUGAAGCUGACCCAGAAGAACGUCAAGAUGCUGGCAGAAGACGACGAGGACACCGAAGAGGAAGACGAGGAUACCGAUGAGGAAGAAGAAGCGGAAUCAUCGAGCCGUAGCUCCGAGUCAUCUCUGGAGAAGGGAGCCAAACGGCGCGAUUCGCGGAAGAAGCGGGUGGUGAAAGGAAGCCAAGUUGGGCUAGGACAACAGCAGACCGGACCGACAAAGGCGCAGCUGGCCGCGAGAAAGGGGCUAACAUACAAACCCCCAAAGUUCUCGGGGAAACGCGGCCUACAAAGCGUCCAAUGA
Molecule: messenger RNA, 1598 nt
Organism: Armigeres subalbatus
Lineage: Eukaryota; Metazoa; Arthropoda; Insecta; Diptera; Culicidae
Exons: 3
Coding region: 612-1598 (328 amino acids)
Source: RefSeq, a predicted model, not a curated record